Molecule: messenger RNA, 1357 nt
Organism: Pelmatolapia mariae (spotted tilapia)
Lineage: Eukaryota; Metazoa; Chordata; Actinopteri; Cichliformes; Cichlidae
Product: bcl-2-like protein 11
Exons: 4
Coding region: 129-800 (223 amino acids)
Source: RefSeq, a predicted model, not a curated record
AGGGCUGAGUUUGUUUACAGGUUUGCAGACUGAUUAAAACACUUCUUUUUUGUUGUGUUUUCAUGUUACUUUUUUAAGCUUCACUUGGACUAUGAAGUAGGGCUUACCAUCAGAGGCACGAUCCUAAAAUGCAUUCAAGACCACCAAAUUCGUCCGAUGGCUCGACCGCAGUAACAGCAUCGGAGGCCAGCGGAGGAGAUCUACCACCUGUCGGUGCCACAGGAGCGCAAACAUCCCGUUUAAACCGCGGCUCUACCGGAGGAGGAGAACCGGAUUCGCCUUCCUGGUGCAGAACCCCGAAGAGCUUUGACGUUUUUCAGAGCCGGACGAUAUUCCGCUUCCCUCGCCGUUCCUCCAGUGGAUAUUUUUCGUCUGACUGCGACUCGUUGCCAAGCUCCCCGCUCUCCCCGAAGCCAGUGAUGUCUGACAAAGCGGUACAGACCCCGAGCCUCACCGGACAGGUUCUAAUACACGCCCUGCAGCGCAUGGGUGAGGUGCGCGGUGAAGAACCGGGCACGCAACACGAUCCGUCACCCAGCCCCUCUAGAACGUGGCAGCAAAACGCAGCAGGGGACAUGCAGGCAGAGACAUUUGGACAACAGCUCAGACGAAUAGGAGACGAGUAUAAUCGUCUCCUAUUGCAAAGGAGGGCACCAAGACCGGUUGUUCUCCUGCCGAACAUAGUGCCUCAUAUCCACCAGGAGCCUGUCACCCUUAUCUGUGUAGGCCUACUGCUGAUACUGAUUGGGCGAUGGAUUUGGAUACAAGGCAAUACAAACACCCAGGACACCCAGGUUUAAAAUGAGAGUGGUAGACCUAGAAACCCGGCAGACGUAGCAUUUUUUUACUAACUGUUUUUGGAUCUACUUUUUGGUGGGGGGGGGACUCAUUUUUACCCUCUACUCUCUGCUUUUCCAUUCGCAAAAAAGACUCCUGUUGUCUCCUGGAACUCUAAUCCUUUUUUUGUGUUUGCACCAAUGUUUUUCCGUCAUGGCCUCAAAGAUUUUGUGAUGCUACCAAAGAGGCAAGAUUUUGCACUUCUUUGUGGGCAGGGGCAGUCGCAAUACCUUAAUAUGCCUCUGCAAAAUGACGCCUGUGGAAAUUCAAAUGUGCCUUGAACAGUUUCUCGUUUACUUCGCUAGCUUUCUAUACAUUUUUUUUUUGUACAAAGAUUAUGUUCUCCCCAGGUCAAAAUAUCUGUCAAAAUGGAUGACUUUGGUUUGGAAUUGCACCUGCAUCACAUUCAUUGCCAUCAUGCAGCAGACUCAUCACCUCUGUAGGAAUCAGCCGGACCAGACUUGCAUUAGUAUCCAACUUGUUUUUAAAAAUACUUGUGGCAGAUUGACAGCACACCAGC